Molecule: messenger RNA, 324 nt
Organism: Rangifer tarandus platyrhynchus (Svalbard reindeer)
Lineage: Eukaryota; Metazoa; Chordata; Mammalia; Artiodactyla; Cervidae
Source: the annotation of a GenBank genome assembly
AUGAUGAGACCUUGGAAACGCAGUGGAUUUCUGCCAGUCACCCGGGGCGUGUUUGGUGGGCACAGGGACUCUAAAGUCAAGCAGCUUCUGUUUUCCCUCUGCCCGUGUUCCUGUUUGUCUGUGGUCAGGAGAUUUGUGAGGAUUGGUGGUCAACAGGGAGGACCCGUGUGCACAAGGCUCCUUGGCUUCACAAGCAGCUUAGCUUUCCCUCCACGCACGGUACCAUGUCCUGAUGCCACUAGUGACAGCUCAUCAGCUCGAAACCCAUCCCAGAUCCUCGGUAGCAGAAAUUCACAACUGUUUAGAGGCUCUAAGCUUCUGUAG